Etheostoma cragini (Arkansas darter) is the source of this 2449-nucleotide messenger RNA. It is a transcript of the gene mdm2, whose product is annotated as MDM2 proto-oncogene. Gene Ontology annotation, biological process: negative regulation of apoptotic process; regulation of cell cycle. Lineage: Eukaryota; Metazoa; Chordata; Actinopteri; Perciformes; Percidae. Bases 352 to 1842 code for a protein of 496 amino acids. Gene Ontology annotation, molecular function: identical protein binding; ubiquitin protein ligase activity. Gene Ontology annotation, cellular component: nucleus. The record is from RefSeq and is a predicted model, not a curated record. The transcript has 13 exons.
GUAAUGUUUACGUUGACUGGAGUCAACUGAACAACUCAACAGGGUUAUCAACUGUCCGGUUAACUGUUAGAUAAACGCAGUCGAAGGAUAUUAUUUAAUCAAGAGUAACCGUCAAGGUAGGUUGAUAUAUGAAUAAAAGGUUUAAAUGCAAUCAGCUACGCCAGGGUAAACGUUAGCAGUAGCGAAAGUUGGCAGUUGGUUAGCAGUGUGCUAGCAGGCCGCAAAGCCUCGUGUUUUCUUGGCUAGCAGAGCGGGACGGAGGAGUCGCGAGGAGUCGGCAGUCUGCGAACGAGUUUACGGAUGGACUUCUGAUUCUUCUACUCUGUAUAUACUGGAACCAUCCGCUUCACAAUGUCUGCUGACAGGGAGCUCAACAUGGGCGCGGACGACGACAGACUAGUCAGACCGAAGGCAGAGUUCCACGCGUUGCUGCAACACGCAGGAGCCGCUAAAGAUGUCUUCACCAUAAAGGAGGUGAUGUUCUACCUGGGCCAGUACAUCAUGCAGAAGCAGCUGUAUGACCAGAAGCAGCAGCACAUCGUCCACUGCUCCCAGGAUGCACUGGGGCGGGUGCUGGGAGUCGACAGCUUCUCUGUUAAAGAGCCACGAGUUCUGUUUGCUAUGAUCACCAAGAACCUGGUCGCUGUGAAGAACCAAGAUUCACCGCCAAGCUUGAGUGAAGCACACAGCGACAGCCAGACAGACGGGGGGACAGAGGAGGCGGUUUCAGAAAGUCGCUCUUCAUCGCCCGACAGGAGGGGGAGGCGGAGGAGGAGGAGGAGGAGCAGCUGCAGGAGCAGUGACCCAGGGCCCUCCGACAGUCUCGCGGGGGAUGAAGAUAAUUGGGAGGAGGAAGAGGGAGGGAGGAAGAGGAGAAGGUCUGACAGCUACUCCCUGACCUUUGAUGACAGUCUGUCGUGGUGCGUGAUUGGUGGACUGGAAAGUGUACGGGACAGACACAGCAGCCAAUCAUCCGACUCACACAGCACUUCUGUGAGGUCAGAGGUCACGGUUGCAGACUCGGACAGCGAUAACUUCAGUGUUGAGUUUGAGGUGGAGUCCAUCGACUCUGACGACUACAACGAAGAUGACGCCUCUCUGUCUGCAGACGACCAGGUGUACGAGGUCACCAUAUUUGAAGAAGAGGACUCCUUUGAUGAAGACACAGAGAUCACUGAAGCUGACUACUGGCGCUGUGCGAAGUGUGACGAGGUGAACCCCCCUCUCCCCAGAAACUGUCUCCGCUGCUGGGCCCUGCGCCAGGAUUGGCUGUCGGAGGUGUCCGCCUCCUCCAGUCCGAAGGUCCUACCUCCAAAGCCAACCGACCAAUCAGCAGCCAAAGAAGCUCCAGGUUCUGAUGUCGAGGACAACGAAGGAGUCGACGUUCCAGACGGGAAAAGAGCAAAAACUCCUCUCCUGUCUCAGUGCCUGUCUGAUGCCCCCUCGUCUGCACCCAACUCCCAGGAUCCCCUCUCGUCCUCGCAGCCUUCGUCCUCCUCGAAGGUCUGGACUCCCGACUCCCAGCCCUCCUCGUCCUCCUACUCCUCCAUGGACUCCCAGGAGCUCCUACCGUCCUCCCCCACCAGUCCUCCCCCUCCACUUCCUCCUCCCACAGCCCCCGAGCUGGAGCGCAGCGUCUCGGCCGAGUGGCGUCUGCCGGACUCGUGCCUGGACCCCUGUCUCAUCUGUCAGUCCCGGCCGAAGAACGGCUGCAUUGUCCACGGACGAACGGGACACCUGAUGUCCUGCUACGUCUGCGCCAGGAAGCUCAAGAAGAGGAACAAGCUGUGUCCGGUCUGCAGGCUGCCCAUCCAGUCGGUUGUCCUCACCUACAUCAGCUGAGACACCCAGUCUGUCCUCACCCUCAGACUGUCCUCACCUACCUCAGCUGAGACACCCGGUCUGUCCUCACCUAAUCAGCUGGGACACCCAGUCUGUCCUCACCUAAUCGGCUGAGACACCCAGUCUGCCCUCACCCUCUGUUUGUCCUCACCUACCUCAGCUAAGACACCCAGUCUGUCCUCACCCCUGGUCUGUCCUCACCUACCUCAGCUGAGACACCCAGUCUGUCCUUACCCCUGGUCUGUCCUCACUUACCUCAGCUGAGACACCUAGUCUCUCCUCACCCUUGGUCUGUCCUCACCUACCUCAGCUGAGACACCCAGUCUGUCCUCCCUUGGUCUGUCCUCACCUACCUCAGCUGAGACACCCAGUCUGUCCUUACCCCUGGUCUGUCCUCACCUACCUCAGCUGAGACACCCAGUCUGUCCUCACCAUACAGCCGACCCAUGUAGGACUCUUUGUCUCUGGUGAGACUUCAGUUCACAGUUAUUUCACAGCAGACUUUGGAUAAUUAAGAGUUCAGUUUCAAGUUUUUGUUUGACUUCUCUGCUUCUGUCCCUCAGCACAUGUUCACACUUAUUUGUCUCUUAGUCUCUUUUCGGGGACC